Molecule: messenger RNA, 6517 nt
Organism: Vicugna pacos (alpaca)
Lineage: Eukaryota; Metazoa; Chordata; Mammalia; Artiodactyla; Camelidae
Source: RefSeq, a predicted model, not a curated record
CGCCGAGCCGAGUCCGCGCCGAGCCGCAGCCGCCCAUCCCGGGGCCCGAGCCGGGGGACCAGCAGCUUCCCCACAGGCAGCGUGAGGACAGCCUGUGCCCCAGAAGCAGGAUGAGAAGAUGGCAGACUUCCUGUUACCUCGGGGCACCAGCAGCUUCCGCAGGUUCACCCGGGAGUCCCUGGUGGCCAUCGAGAAGCGCAUGGCGGAGAAGCAGGCCCGAGGCUCGGCCACCUCGCAGGAGAGCCGAGAUGGGCUGCCUGAGGAGGAGGCUCCCGGGCCCCAGCUGGACCUGCAGGCCUCCAAAAAGCUGCCGGAUCUCUAUGGCAACCCGCCCCGAGAGCUCAUCGGGGAGCCCCUGGAGGACCUGGACCCCUUCUACAGCACCCAAAAGACCUUCAUCGUGCUGAAUAAAGGCAAGACCAUUUUCCGGUUCAGUGCCACCAACGCCUUGUAUGUCCUCAGCCCCUUCCACCCCAUUCGGAGAGUGGCCGUGAAGAUUCUGGUUCAUUCGUUCUUCAACAUGCUCAUCAUGUGCACCAUCCUGACCAACUGCGUCUUCAUGGCCCAGCACGACCCUCCGCCCUGGACCAAAUAUGUCGAGUACACCUUCACUGCCAUCUAUACCUUUGAGUCUCUGGUCAAGAUUCUGGCUCGAGGCUUCUGCCUGCACGCGUUCACCUUCCUUCGGGACCCAUGGAACUGGCUGGACUUCAGCGUGAUCAUCAUGGCAUACACCACUGAAUUUGUGGACCUGGGCAAUGUCUCAGCUUUACGUACCUUCCGAGUCCUCCGGGCCCUGAAAACUAUAUCAGUCAUUUCAGGCCUGAAGACCAUUGUGGGGGCCCUGAUCCAGUCUGUGAAGAAGCUGGCCGAUGUGAUGGUCCUCACGGUCUUCUGCCUGAGCGUCUUCGCCCUCAUCGGCCUGCAGCUCUUCAUGGGCAACCUGAGGCACAAGUGCGUGCGCAACUUCACGAUGCUCAAUGGUACCAACGGCUCCGUGGAGGCUGACGGCCUGGUCUGGGAAUCGCUGGACCUCUACCUCAACAACCCAGAAAAUUACCUGUUGAAGAACGGCACCUCUGAUGUGUUACUGUGUGGGAACAGCUCUGACGCGGGGACAUGUCCCGAUGGCUACCGGUGCCUAAAGGCAGGUGAGAACCCUGACCACGGCUACACCAGCUUCGACUCCUUCGCGUGGGCCUUCCUCGCACUCUUUCGACUGAUGACACAGGACUGCUGGGAGCGCCUCUACCAGCAGACCCUGAGGUCCGCAGGGAAGAUCUACAUGAUCUUCUUCAUGCUUGUCAUCUUCCUGGGCUCCUUUUACCUGGUGAACUUGAUCCUGGCUGUGGUCGCCAUGGCCUACGAGGAGCAAAACCAAGCCACCAUUGCUGAGACGGAGGAGAAGCAAAAGCGAUUCCAGGAAGCCAUGGAGAUGCUCAAGAAAGAGCAUGAGGCCCUCGCCAUCAGGGGUGUGGACACCGUGUCCCGCAGCUCCUUGGAGAUGUCCCCUUUGGCCCCAGUAACCACUCACGAGAGAAGGAGCAAGAGGAGAAAACGAAUGUCUUCAGGGACAGAGGAGUGUGGGGAAGACAGGAUCCCCAAGUCUGACUCGGAGGAUGGUCCCCGAGCAGUGAAUCGCCUCAGCAUCACCCACGGCCUCAGCAGAACCUCCUUGAAGCCACGCUCCAGCCGUGGGAGCAUUUUCACCUUCCGCCGGCGAGACCUGGGCUCCGAGACAGAUUUUGCAGAUGAUGAGAACAGCACUGCGGGGGAUAGCGAGAGCCACCGCACGUCGCUGCUGGUGCCUUGGCCUCUGCGCCGGCCUAGUUCCCAGGGACAGCCCAGUCCAGGAACCUCAACUCUAGGCCAUGUCCUCAAUGGCAAAAGGAACAGCACCGUGGACUGCAACGGGGUAGUCUCCUUGCUGGGGGUAGGUGAUCCUGAGGCCACCUCCCCAGGGAACCGCCGCCUCUGCCCUGUGAUGCUGGAGCGCCCCCUGGACACGACCACACCGUCGGAGGAGCCAGGCAGGCCCCAGAUGCUGACCCCCCAGGCUCCGUGUGUGGAUGGCUUUGAGGAGCCAGCAGAGCGGCAGCGAGCCCUCAGCGCGGUCAGCGCCCUCACCAGCGUGCUUGAAGAGUUGGAGGAGUCUCACCGCAAGUGCCCGCCGUGCUGGACCCGCUUUGCCCAGCGCUACCUGAUCUGGGAGUGCUGCCCACUGUGGAUGUCCAUCAAGCAGAAAGUGAAGUUCAUGGUCAUGGACCCAUUCGCUGACCUCACCAUCACCAUGUGCAUCGUGCUUAACACACUCUUCAUGGCACUGGAGCAUUACAACAUGACAACUGAAUUCGAGGAGAUGCUGCAGGUCGGAAACCUGGUCUUCACAGGGAUCUUCACGGCAGAGAUGACCUUCAAGAUCAUCGCCCUGGACCCCUACUACUACUUCCAGCAGGGAUGGAACAUCUUCGACAGCAUCAUCGUCAUCCUCAGCCUCAUGGAGCUGGGCCUGUCCCGCAUGGGCAACCUGUCGGUGCUUCGCUCCUUCCGCCUGCUUCGGGUCUUCAAGCUGGCCAAAUCAUGGCCCACCCUGAACACACUCAUCAAGAUCAUCGGGAACUCGGUGGGGGCACUGGGGAACCUGACGCUGGUGCUGGCCAUCAUUGUGUUCAUCUUCGCCGUGGUGGGCAUGCAGCUCUUUGGCAAGAACUACUCAGAGCUGAGGCACCGCAUCAGCGACUCGGGCCUGCUGCCCCGCUGGCACAUGAUGGACUUUUUCCAUGCUUUUCUCAUCAUCUUCCGCAUCCUCUGUGGCGAGUGGAUUGAGACCAUGUGGGACUGCAUGGAGGUGUCUGGGCAGUCACUGUGCCUGCUGGUCUUCUUGCUUGUUAUGGUCAUCGGCAACCUGGUGGUCCUGAACCUCUUCCUGGCUUUGCUGCUCAGCUCCUUCAGUGCAGACAACCUCACAGCCCCCGACGAGGACGGGGAGUUGAACAACCUCCAGCUGGCCCUGGCCCGCAUCCAGCGGGGCCUGCGCUUCAUCAAGAGGACCACCUGGGACUUCUGCUGUGGGCUCCUGCAGCGGCGGCCUCAGAAGCCCGCGGCCCUCGCCACCCAGGGCCAGCUGCCCAGCUGCGUGGCCACCUCCAGCCCCCCACCACUCCCAGGGACAGAGAAGGCACCCCUGGCCCACAAGGAGACACGGUUUGAGGAAGGCCAGCGGCCCGGCCAGGGCACGCCUGAGGAUCCAGAGCCUGUGUGCGUGCCCAUCGCCGUGGCCGAGUCAGACACGGAUGACCAAGAGGAGGAUGAGGAGAACAGUCUGAGCACAGGGGAGGAGUCCAGCAAGCAGCAGGAAUCCCAGCCUGUGUCCUGCGGCCCUGAGGCCCUCCCACAGCCCAGGGCCUGGAGCCAGGUGUCAGAGACCACCUCCUCCAGGGCCGAGGCCAGUGCGGCUCCGGCAGACCUGCGGCAGCAGCGGAGAGCAGGGGCCCGGGCCCCAGGGUGCAGUGAGACGCCCGAGGACAGUCACUCCGAGGGGAGCACAGCCGACAUGACCAACACUGCUGACCUCCUGGAGCAGAUCCCCGACCUCGGCGAGGACGUCGAGGAUCCAGAGGACUGCUUCACCGAAGGCUGUGUCCGGCGCUGUCCCUGCUGUGCUGUGGACACCACACAGUCCCCAGGGAAGGUCUGGUGGAGGCUGCGCAAGACCUGUUACCGCAUCGUGGAGCACAGCUGGUUCGAGACGUUCAUCAUCUUCAUGAUCCUGCUCAGCAGUGGAGCACUGGCCUUUGAGGACAUCUACUUGGAGGAGCGGAAGACCAUCAAGGUCCUGCUGGAGUACGCCGACAAGAUGUUCACCUACGUCUUCGUGCUGGAGAUGCUGCUCAAGUGGGUGGCCUACGGCUUCAAGAAGUACUUCACCAACGCCUGGUGCUGGCUCGACUUCCUCAUCGUGGAUGUCUCGCUGAUCAGCCUGGUGGCCAACGCCCUGGGCUUUGCUGAGAUGGGCCCCAUCAAGUCGCUGCGGACGUUGCGCGCACUCCGGCCGCUGAGAGCCCUGUCGCGCUUUGAGGGCAUGCGGGUUGUGGUCAAUGCCCUGGUGGGCGCCAUCCCAUCCAUCAUGAACGUCCUCCUCGUCUGCCUCAUCUUCUGGCUCAUCUUCAGCAUCAUGGGCGUGAACCUCUUCGCGGGGAAGUUUGGGAGGUGCAUCAACCAGACUGAGGGAGACCUGCCCUUGAACUACACCAUCGUGAACAACAAGAGCGACUGUGAGUCCUUCAACAUGACUGGCGAGUUGUACUGGACCAAGGUGAAGGUCAACUUUGACAACGUGGGAGCCGGGUACCUGGCCCUUCUGCAGGUGGCAACAUUUAAAGGCUGGAUGGACAUUAUGUACGCGGCGGUGGACUCCAGAGGGUAUGAAGAGCAGCCCCAGUGGGAAUACAACCUCUACAUGUACAUCUACUUCGUCAUCUUCAUCAUCUUCGGGUCUUUCUUCACCCUGAACCUUUUCAUCGGUGUCAUCAUCGACAACUUCAACCAACAGAAGAAAAAGUUAGGGGGCCAGGACAUCUUCAUGACAGAGGAGCAGAAGAAGUACUACAAUGCCAUGAAGAAGCUGGGCUCCAAGAAGCCCCAGAAGCCCAUCCCGCGGCCCCUGAACAAGUACCAAGGUUUCAUAUUCGACAUUGUGACCAAGCAGGCCUUUGACGUCACCAUCAUGUUUCUCAUCUGCUUGAACAUGGUGACCAUGAUGGUGGAGACGGAUGACCAGAGCCCUGAGAAGGUUAACAUCUUGGCCAAGAUCAACCUGCUGUUUGUAGCCAUCUUCACAGGCGAGUGUAUCUUCAAGAUGGCUGCCCUUCGCCACUAUUACUUCACCAACAGCUGGAACAUCUUCGACUUCGUGGUUGUCAUCCUCUCCAUCGUGGCCAACAGCAAUGGCUCCCGGGGGAACUGCGGGAGCCCUGCCGUGGGCAUCCUCUUCUUCACCACCUACAUCAUCAUCUCCUUCCUCAUCGUGGUCAACAUGUACAUCGCCAUCAUCCUGGAGAACUUCAGCGUGGCCACGGAGGAGAGCACGGAGCCCCUGAGCGAGGACGACUUCGACAUGUUCUACGAGAUCUGGGAGAAGUUCGACCCGGAGGCCACCCAGUUCAUCGAGUACUCAGCCUUGUCCGAUUUUGCCGACGCCCUGUCUGAGCCGCUCCGGAUCGCCAAGCCCAACAAGAUAAGCCUCAUCAACAUGGACCUGCCCAUGGUGAGCGGGGACCGUAUCCACUGCAUGGACAUCCUCUUUGCCUUCACCAAGAGGGUCCUGGGCGAGUCUGGGGAGAUGGACGCCCUGAAGAUCCAGAUGGAGGAGAAGUUCAUGGCCGCCAACCCGUCCAAGAUCUCCUACGAGCCCAUCACCACCACGCUCCGGCGCAAGCACGAGGAGGUGUCGGCCACCAUCAUCCAGCGGGCCUUCCGGAGGCACCUGUUGCAGCGCUCCCUGAAGCACGCCUCCUUCCUCUACCGCCAGCAGAUGGGCAGCAGCGGCGUCUCGGAAGAGGAUGCCCCGGAGCAGGAGGGCCUCAUCGCCUACAUGAUGAAUGAGAACUACUCCCAGCGCCAUGGCCCACCCUCCAGCUCCUCCAUCUCCUCCACAUCCUUCCCACCGUCCUACGACAGCGUCACCAGGGCCACCAGCGAUAACCUCCAGGUAAGGGGGUCUGACUACAGCCACAGUGAAGACCUCCCAGACUUCCCCCCGUCCCCGAACAGGGACCGUGAAUCUGUCGUGUAAGCCGUGCCCGGCGGGCCAGCGCACAGCAUUGUGGCAAACCUGACUGCAGCCCCAGACCAGCAGUCGCUGGGCUGUCCUGGCUUUGGGCUUUGGGAGUGAGAGGUGAGCCUCGCCCUGCAGAGUCCUGAGGCAUCGCGCGGAGGGCGGGCAGCAGCUGGCCGAGCAGGCCGCUCGGGGAGGCCCAUCGGAGAGGCUCCACGUGUAAGUACCGGUCCUGGGGGGCCUGGUCUGGUCAGGCGGCGUCCGGGGGCUCUGAUCAGCACCUCCAACCCCGCUGCUGAGACAGAGCACAAAACAGACUGUAUGUUGUGAAUGGGCUUUCAUAAAUUUAUUAUAUUUGGUAUUUUUUUACUUAAGCAAAGAACUUUUUUUCCCACGGACGGACAGCAGUUCACACUGCCGCCUCUUAACUCUGAACAAGUGUGUCUGAAGCUGCUGGAACUCAGUUCUCAAAGCAAGAGUGAGAUCCAGUGUGGCCCCACUGGCCUUCACUGCCCAGGGGCAGAAAAGGGUUCCCUGCCGCUUGGACGGAGGUGCCACGAGGGCUGAACCCCUUCCCUCACAUGACGUGUGCGCACACACACGUACACUGAGGCCAGACAGGCCACGUGUGUCCCGGGCUCCCUGGGGGCGAGCGCCAGGCAGCCUGAAGGCAGUAGGCCUCUCCUCCUGGCCCCCAGCAGGGAGGAUCUUGUCAGCCUCCCAUUGUCCCCCAGGCCCCCU